Messenger RNA from Calliphora vicina (urban bluebottle blowfly), 1519 nucleotides. It is a transcript of the gene hdm, whose product is annotated as hold'em. NCBI's taxonomy places the organism in Eukaryota, Metazoa, Arthropoda, Insecta, Diptera, Calliphoridae. Gene Ontology annotation, molecular function: single-stranded DNA 3'-5' DNA exonuclease activity; single-stranded DNA binding. The coding region runs from base 59 to 1519 and encodes 486 amino acids. The transcript has 3 exons. The record is from RefSeq and is a predicted model, not a curated record. Gene Ontology annotation, biological process: resolution of meiotic recombination intermediates.
AACGGUUGUUUAUCUUUGUUUACCUUUUAAUUGCGGUUAAAAUCACACAAAAUUAAUAAUGUCUAAUAAGCCAACUGAAAAUUUAUCAGAAUUAACUGUUAAAAAGCUAUAUAAUUUACACAGCGAAGAUGUGAAUACUUUAAUUGUGGCCCUGGUAUUGAGCAAAACAGAACCCAAUAUUUUUCUGGCCAAAAAUGACACCGUCUACAAAGGUGUCAUGAAUUUUACGCUGCGCGAUUCCAAACAUCAUGUGGUGAAUUGUAAAUGUUGGGGUCCCCGGGAAAAGAUAGAAGAGUAUAAUGAAAAGAUAAAAAUUGCCGAUAUUGUUGAUGUCAUAUGCUGCAAGGUAAAUAGUAUUAAAAUUGAGGGACCUGAUACUCAACAGGCUAGAUAUCAACCUUUGGCUACACUACCUAUUAGCUUGGUGCUAAACGAUGGCCAAGGUUUUAUGGAGAAACAUAAUUUUCACGAUUUGGAAAACUAUAAAGAUCUUAAACAGUUGUGGCGUUUAUCGCAUAAACCUUUAUAUUCGGUUUUAAAUUUGGCCGAUGUUAAGAAUUCUUUUCGAGAUGCCCAGGCAGCUGCUAUGCACACAGAUUUUCUGGUGGUAGUGGCUUUAUUACGUCCCUUACGUGAACUGAAGGCCGCUAAAGAUGGCAAGUUGCGUAAAUGUUUGGAAUUGGUAGUGUUUGAUCAAAGUCUACCCAGUGGCAUGAUUUUAACUAUAUGGCAUCUGGAUUGGAUUGAAAGAGCUAAGAAGUUGUGGCAGCCAUUGAAAACGGUGCUUCAUUUGAUAGACAUUAAGGUCAGCUAUUCGGAAUUUUAUAAGGGCUGUAUGUUAAGCUUCACUUCUCGUAGUUUAAUCUAUGAAAAUCCUAUGGGCCAGGAAACGCAGAUGUUAGUGGAGUAUGCUGAGUCUAUGCCCAAGACACCAUUCGAAAUGUUGGCCCAGCAAAGUUCAGAUUCGUUGCCAAAAGCUGAUCAAAUACAAACCAUAAUGACCGUACGUCAAAUCUAUACCCGAGCCGAGGGACAAUUAAGUGAUACGAACGAUCAAUUUACAGCCGUUCUCUAUGCCCUGAUCAGCCACAUUAAUUUGGAUCUACAAAGCUUUGUUUUAAGCAAAAGAUGUAAAUCCUGCCAACGUUUAAUAUCGUGGAAUAAAACACUCUGCGAAAUGGAACAAUGUCAAAUGGGGCUGUCUUUCAAUUUUUCGGAACAAAGUUUUGAAUAUUUCUUCAAUAUAAAUUUACAUCUAAGUGAUCAGACGGGUACCUUAAUGGAGGCUAGAUUAACAGACAAAACAGCAGAGCGUGUUUUGAAACUAAAUACAGAACAAUAUCGUUUGUUAAACGAUAAAGAUUUGGAAAAUUUAAAAUGGUCCUUUUUAAUGCAACAUUAUGAAGUCAAACUUUUGAUUAAGAAACCCAAUAUGUUAAGACGUAAAUUGAUAGUGAUUGUAGUGGAUAUGAGAGCUAUAGAUAUAGAUGAAUUAUCGAAAUAUAUUUCAGCAUUUUAA